Molecule: messenger RNA, 1649 nt
Organism: Salarias fasciatus (jewelled blenny)
Lineage: Eukaryota; Metazoa; Chordata; Actinopteri; Blenniiformes; Blenniidae
Gene: prune1
Product: prune exopolyphosphatase
Exons: 9
Coding region: 184-1452 (422 amino acids)
Cellular component (GO): cytoplasm
Molecular function (GO): exopolyphosphatase activity
Source: RefSeq, a predicted model, not a curated record
GGCGUCCUGACCUUUCACCCGCUCAGCACCAGCAGUGGACCGACGGUGUGACUGUUAACGGACCGACUGUUGACCGCUCGCCCGCCGCCGGUCUGCCGCCGGGGCCGCCCGCGACCGAGUCCACUGGCUCCGUGAAACCGGGCCGAGCAGCGGCGGCUAGCGGCUAACGGCUAACGGCAGGAGAUGGAGGAGUUUCUGACGAGCUGCCAGCAGGCCGUGAAGACCGGCUCGGACAAGGACUCUCCCGGAUUCCAUGUGGUUCUGGGGAACGAGGCAUGCGACCUGGACUCCAUGGUGUCUGCUCUGGUCUAUGCAUACUUCCUGUUUAAGACUGCACCUGGCGAUGCGUUCGCUGUCCCUCUGCUGAACAUCCGUCAGUCUGAGCUGCUGCUGCGCUCUGACAACCUCUUCUUGCUGCGCCAGACCGGCCUGUCCCCGGACCUUCUCACCUUCAGGGACCAGCUGGAUCUGCAAGCACUGCACCGGGCUGGCCGCCUCCGCCUGACACUGGUUGACCACAACGUUCUACCCAGUUCAGACCAUGACCUGGAGGGGGCGGUGGUGGAGGUGAUCGACCACCACCUGCUGGAGCGGGAGACCUCCCCAUCCUGCCCUGUUACCGUGGAGAUGGUGGGUUCCUGCGCUACCUUAGUAACAGAACGUAUCAUCCAGAAAGCGCCACAUAUCCUGACCCAGCAACUCGCACAGCUGCUCUACGCUGCGGUGGUGCUGGACUGUGUCAACAUGUCCCCUGCUGCAGGUAAGGUUACAGGUAAAGACAGUCAGUAUGCAGCAGCGUUGGAGUCGCGGUUCCCUGCUCUGCCUCCGAGAGGCGCUCUGUUCAACGCACUGCAGAACGCCAAGUUCGACGUGUCAGGUCUCAACACUGAACAGAUGUUACUAAAAGACAUGAAAGCUGUUUCAGGAAGUUUGAAUCUCGCCAUCUCAGUUCUCUACAUCACCCUGGAGGACUUCCUGCAGAGGGAGGGGUUGGAGGCGGAGCUUUCUUCCUUCUGUCAGAAGCUUGGAUUUGAUUUGCUGCUGCUGAUGACAAUCUCUUUCACUGAGAGCAAAGAGCCAGUCAGAGAGCUGGCUGUGUUCAGCCACAGUGCCCCCUACAGGCAGCAGGUGAGCCAGUACCUGGAGCAGGCCCGAAGCCCCGCUCUCAACCUCAGUCCGAUCAGCAGCCCGCAUCCUUCCAUCUCAGCCUAUCAGCAGGGUAACACACUGGCAUCCCGUAAGAAGCUCCUCCCCUUGGUGAAGGACUUUCUAAAGGAGCAGUGUGGAGGCGGUCGCCAUGGCAACAUGGAGGAUGAGGAUGAGGAGGAGUGUAAAGUACCGCCGACCCCGAUGAACAGUCUGGUGGACGGAUGUCCUCUAGACGAAGGUCUGCCUCACAUCAGUGCUCAGGACCUGGAGGACAAGUUCAGCAGGAUGUCCUCUGACCUCUGAACUGUUAAGCAUUGACACCAUGGUCACCAUGGAGACGGGCACUGAAGAAUCCGGAUCCUCAUCCGAUACAUGAAGAACCACCAGUUCCAGAACCAUCAGACUCAAAACCAUGAAACAGAAUCUGUUACAGAUCUGUUAAACAUUAAGGCCUGGACUGCUGGUUGGUUUGAAGUGUACCUUCAAAAUAAAUGUUUCCA